AUUAAAUUCUACUGAAAAAUCAGAAAAAUUACUUGGUUUGUCAAGAAUAUCCCACCCAAUUGAAUCAAAAAGCAACAUUCAUCCGUGAUUCUUAUAAAUUUAUUUGCUGUGCUCCUGUCUUUUUUUUAUUUUUUCUUAUAAAUUUAUUUUACUGUGAAGUGUAAAAUCAAAUUGUAUUUUUGGUUAAAUUCUUCACAAGAAACCAUUCUUAGCUUUCACGGGACUGCAAUUGUCCCAAUUGGGUGACUGUUCUUUGGAUUUUGGCUUGAAUUUGUCGUUAUAUUUUGUUGUAAUUCAAGUAAAGUUCAAAUCUUUUUAUAUAAAUAAACACCUGGGUUUCUCAUUUUGGAAGAGAUUUAAUAUCAUAGUUUCUUCAGUUUUAUUUAAUACCCAUGUUGUGCUAUUUUUGAAUUUCCAAUAAAUUAGAUAAAAGGGUAUUUGGGGUUGUGAUUUUGAUUUUAAAAAAAAAUGAUGGGUUUUUGGUUAAAAAAUCAUGUUUUAUUAGCAUGUUUCUUGAUUUUGUUGCCUGGGUUUUGUGUUUGUUAUGUAAAGCAGUGUGGUAAUUCUAUCACCAAUUUAUCAACAAAAACCUUAAGAUAUGAAUUUUUAACAUCAAACAAUGAGACGUGGAAGAAAGAAAUUAUGUCUCACGAUCAUAAUGAUCAUGAUCAUGAUCAUUUAACCCCAACGGAUGAAGUUGCGUGGUCUAAUUUAAUUCCUAGGAAAUUAUUAUUGAGGCGAGAAGAUGAAUUUAGUUGGAAUGUUUUGUAUAAGAAAAUUAAGUACUCUAAACAUGAUUUAAAGGGUAAUUUUCUUAAUGAAAUUUCACUUCAUAAUGUGAGGUUAGACCCUCAAUCAUUUCAUGGGAGAGCACAACAAACAAAUUUAGAGUAUUUGUUGCUGUUGAAUGUUGAUAGCUUGGCAUGGAGCUUUAGAAAAACUGCUGGUUUGCCUACACCAGGAACUCCUUAUGGUGGUUGGGAAGCACCAGAUAUGGAGCUUCGAGGCCAUUUUGUAGGGCAUUACUUGAGUGCAACUGCGCAUAUGUGGGCGAGCACUCAUAAUGAGACUAUUAGAGCAAAUAUGGGUGCAUUAGUGUCUGCCCUUAAAGAGUGUCAAGAUGCAAUGAAUACAGGGUACCUUUCGGCAUUUCCAGCUGAAUUCUUUGAUAGAUAUGAAGCUUUGCAAUACGUUUGGGCACCGUACUACACAAUCCACAAGGUUAUGGCAGGCCUAUUGGAUCAGUAUAACUUUGCUAAUAACACUCAAGCCCUGCAUAUGGUCACGUCGAUGGCCAAUUACUUUUACAUUCGUGUUCAGAAUGUAGUAAAGCAAUACACUAUUGAACGACAUUAUGCAGCACAAAAUGAAGAGACCGGUGGCAUGAAUGAUGUUCUUUACAAGCUGUACAUUGUCACGGGUGAUCAGAAGCACUUAUUGCUGGCUCAUCUAUUUGAUAAACCAUGCUUUUUAGGAAUACUUGCAAUGAAGGCUGAUGAUCUCUCUGGUUUUCAUUCAAAUACUCACAUUCCAAUUGUUGUUGGGGCUCAAAAGCGAUAUGAAAUUACUGGUGAUGAACUAUACAAGGAAAUGGGAACAUUUUUCUUGGAUGUCGUAAACUCUACCCACAGUUAUGCAACAGGAGGCACUUCAGAUUCUGAGGCCUGGCAUGACCCAAUGAGGUUAGGGGACAACUUAAAUACUGAGAAUGAAGAGUCUUGUACAACUUAUAAUAUGCUAAAGGUUUCGCGUAACCUGUUUAGAUGGACCAAACAAAUGAUGUAUGCAGAUUACUAUGAACGGGCACUCACAAAUGGUGUGCUGGGUAUUCAAAAAGGAACCGAACCUGGUGUCAUGAUUUAUAUGCUUCCUCUAGGGCAUGGAGUUUCCAAAGGAAAAAGUAUUCACGGUUGGGGUGAUCAGUUCAAUACUUUCUGGUGCUGCUAUGGAACAGGAAUUGAGUCAUUCUCUAAGUUAGGAGAUUCCAUAUACUUUGAGGAGACGACAAAUGUACCUGGGCUCUAUGUUAUUCAGUACAUACCUAGCUCACUCAAUUGGAUUGCUGCACAAAUCUCCCUAACCCAAGUUGUAGAUGAUGUUAAUUCCUUGAAUCAAAGCCUCAGAGUAAAACUAACAGUUUCUGCAAAAGAGACUUCAAAGACAGCUACACUGAAUUUACGGAUACCUUCUUGGACAUCAUCGAGUGGUUCAAAAGCCUCACUCAAUGGAAACAAUUUGCCUUUGCCAAGUCCAGGUAGUUUUCUAAACAUAUCUAAGAGUUGGGUCAAUGGCGAUGAAAUUACACUGGAGUUUCCGCUGGUACUUAGAACAGAGUUUCUUAAAGAUAAUCGUCCGGAGUAUGCCUCACUUCAAGCAAUUUUAUAUGGACCUUACUUGCUGGUGGGUCUAUCAAAUGGUGACUAUGACAUUCAAACUGGAUCAGUGAAAUCUAUUUCAGACUGGAUAACCCCUAUUCCACCUGACUACAAUUCCCAUCUGGUUUCUUUCGCUAAAGAGAAUGGAAACACGGCAUUCUUCAUCUCAAAGCAUAACCAAGCAUUGACAAUGCUAGGAUCUCCUCAAGCUAUGAAUGAUUCUUAUGUUCAGUCUACGUUUAGGCUCAUUUUGACAGAUCCAUCUCCGAGUCAAAUAAAAAGUCUGGGAUCAAUAAGUCUUAUUGGUAAAGUGGUCAUGUUAGAGCCUUUUGAUCUUCCAGGCUUGGUGGUUUCUCACCAAGGGGCAGGCAAAGUACUCACUAUUAGAGGUGCAACUCAUAAUAAGCAAUCUGCUGAAUUUUUAAUUGUUAAGGGGUUGAAUGGCAGAGUUGGAACGAUAUCUUUGAAAACCAAAGAAGGUUGCUUUGUGUAUGGUGAUAGUGGCUCCAAAUCUGAUCUAAGUCUGAAGUUAAGUUGCAAUUUUGGGACUUCGGAUCCUUCAUUCAAGGACGCAGUGAGUUUCAUGUGGAACGAGGGUCUCAAGAAGUACAGCCCUAUCAGCUUUGUGGCAAAAGGGUUGAGGAGGAGCUAUAUUCUUGAACCAUUAUUGGAAAUGAGGGAUGAAUAUUAUAAUGUUUAUUUCAACAUAACCAUGUAGAAGUUUUCUUUGUACUUAGUAUAUGCAUGUUUUGUAAUUCAAAGAAUAAAAAAAAAGUAGCAAUUAAAUAGCAAAUUUAAAAUUCAACGCCUUUUUAA
Molecule: messenger RNA, 3191 nt
Organism: Chenopodium quinoa (quinoa)
Lineage: Eukaryota; Viridiplantae; Streptophyta; Magnoliopsida; Caryophyllales; Amaranthaceae
Exons: 12
Coding region: 469-3093 (874 amino acids)
Biological process (GO): carbohydrate metabolic process
Source: RefSeq, a predicted model, not a curated record